Molecule: messenger RNA, 3332 nt
Organism: Mugil cephalus (flathead mullet)
Lineage: Eukaryota; Metazoa; Chordata; Actinopteri; Mugiliformes; Mugilidae
Gene: rap1gapl
Product: RAP1 GTPase activating protein-like
Exons: 19
Coding region: 362-2044 (560 amino acids)
Biological process (GO): regulation of small GTPase mediated signal transduction; activation of GTPase activity
Cellular component (GO): cytoplasm
Molecular function (GO): GTPase activator activity
Source: RefSeq, a predicted model, not a curated record
GUCUCACUCAUUUCUUUAUUUAUAUCCAAGUCCAUCUUAAAGCCCAGUCAGCCUGGGAAAGCACCAACAAGCGCUUAUGUGGGAUCGGUGGCAUGAAGCGGCGAGAGGCAGCCUGACCGUGUCUGUUUUAUAGCUUUUGUCUGCCGCUACACCUGUGAGCAUGAGUGGGUUAACGCUAUCUGUCUGGCUGACAGCAGGGCAGAGGGAGGAAAGGGAAGCUUAAAUGAGUGAGAGGCAGGGGGCAGAGAGGAGGAGGAAGAGGAGUGACAGAAUGAUAGAGUGAAUUAAUUCAACCUUAGCCAGCCCUGAUUGAUUCGAUACCAAACUGGCAUGUACAAACAUUCACAGUGACAACUAAGCCAUGGAGAGAGAAAAGAGGAAUGACAUGUUCUUCUCCACAAAGAGAAGUUUCACUUUUGGGGCAUAUGGCAGUGUGGACCGACUCACAUGUGGGAAUGAGACGAGACCUGAAUCAGCAGAGGACAACGUACUGGACGCCCUGGAUUCUCCAGCCAGUGAGAGCAAGACUUUCCUUUCUUCUAGCAGCAACCAGAGGGACACGGAGCUGUUUGAAAUCAUUGAGAAGCUGCAGGGAAGCAGGAUCGAUGAGCAACGGUGUGAAUUCCCUCUGCCUCUGAAGUCUCAGCUUUUGACCAUAAGUGGAGACCUGCCUCUCAUCCUCCCUUCAAAACUAGAAGGCUACUGGAUCGACCCCCCUCUGGAGAUGCUUGCAGAUAUGAGUCCUACCUCUUCUCACUGCGGCCUUGAGCCAGAGAGCUACGACAUCAUGGAGAGAGACGGCGAGGCCAAAAUUUACAACGAGUUCUUCCGCUCACGAUACCAUCAAUCAUUCACAGCAGUGGAUCCAUCUCUGGGGCCUCUGGUUCUCUCUGUGUGUUUGGAGGAAGAGGAGAACAAGCUGCGUGUGAUACUAAGGAUGAAGGAGCGCUCUUUGUAUGGAGUUUUCUCUGCGUCUCUUUUCCCCAACAUCCCAUCAGCAGUUGAAUUAGCAAAGAUGCUCUGUGACAAAGUGACGGUCUCAAAGUUUGACGUGGUCAGCUACCUCAAGGCUCCAGAGCUCAUCACCACCUUUGAUGAACACAGAGUGUCUUAUAAUUUUAAGUUUGGUGUGCUGUACCAAAAGGCCGGACAGUUCACCGAAGAGGACAUACUGAGCAACAACGAGGAAAGUGAAGAGUUUAAAGACUUCCUGUCUCUUCUGGGAGAGACAGUGCAACUGCAGGGAUUCACGGGCUUCCGAGGAGGACUGGACGUGUGUCACGGCCAGACAGGAAGUGAGACGGUCUUCACUUCCUUCCAUGGGAGACAGAUCAUGUUCCAUGUCGCAACAAAGUUACCUUACACAGAGGGUGAUCCACAGCAGUUACAAAGAAAAAGACACAUUGGCAACGACAUUGUUGCUUUGGUCUACCAGGAGGGCAACACCCCGUUUCUAUCUGACGUUAUCAAGUCUCACUUCCUGCACUGUUUCCUCGUGGUCCGGAGGAUUCAGAGGGAGGACACAGGUGGAGCAUCUUACCAGGUGUCUGUAACAGCCAGAGAGGAUGUUCCUCCCUUUGGCCCAGUCCUUCCAGAUCCUCCGAUCUUCACUGAUCGUUCCCAGCUGAGAGAAUUCCUUCUGACCAAGCUCAUCAACGCAGACGUUUCCUGCUGUAAGGCGGAGCAGUUCAGCAGGCUGGCGCUCCGUACACGUUCAUCGCUCCUGGAGAACCUACAGUCUGAACUCUACAACCGUUCCCAGUGCAUGAUGGGAGAUCCAUCACUGGCUGCUGUCCCCUCUUCUGAGGGUGCGCGGGGGGCAUCUGAAGGAAGUGGGGGUUUUAUUGAAAACUUUAAGAGAGCCAUCCGAGUGAGGAGUCAUUCCUUUGAGACUCUUGGGGUCCCCAGGAAGACUACGGGCACAUCGCAGAAGCCUAAGACAGAAAAAGAUGGAGAGAGUGACAAAUCUUCAGGACCUCUUCCCAUCGACAGUUUGGGGGCAGCUGAACUCAAGGACCAAGCAAGUCCUCAGGAGGAGACAUAAAAGGAAACGUCAAGUAGUAAAUUAUAGGCGUAAAUAUACAUAUAGUCUGUAUGGUCUUUAUUAUUCCCGGUGGAUGACUUAUAUGUACAAAGGACGUGAAAGUAUAUAGUUUUCUAGAAAUAUAUUUAUUUUACUGUCAUAGCAGUGAUAUUCUAGAAAAAUAACUGGGUUUUAGUGAAAUAUUUGACAUAAAAACUGACAGGAAUGUUUAAAAUGUUUACACUCAGAAAAAUAUGUAGAAAAUAAAGAGUGAUGAUUGUACUAAGGAUGGGUUUGAAGCCAAUAAAACCUGAUCUCUAAUUUAGAACAAAGAGCAGAAAAUAUUUCGAUGUGUGUAUUUUAGAAGAUUAUUUUUGUGAUAGUCAAACUUAUUCUGAAGCUUCAGCUGUGUGUGAAAGCUGAACAUAUCUACAGCUCCUUAUCCUGAAUCUCGGGAUAUUUAGCCAUAAAUUAAAUGUGUAGUAUCAGUGUGACCAACAAUCACAUUAACAACUGUUACCAAAUGGUUUUUGUUUUGGAAAAGGCUAUUGGUAAAUCAAGAUUUCUUUUUAUUAUUCACCUGUACCCAAAGUUUGUCACAUAUAAGAUUCCACAGAAUGAAGAUGGAAGACCAGUGUUUUCCACAUCAAUUCUUUUGACAAUGUGAUGGACAAAGGAUUUGGUCAAGUGCUCAUUUGGUUUGAUUCAUCAGCAGCUGUCCUGGCUUUUUAAGGGUAUAUCAACAGCUGGGCUUAAUAUUAUUGGGGAUAUUCAGUUUGUGGUGUGUAAAAUGUGAAGAGUGACUGGGGAUACUUGAACUGAGUGAAAUGAAACUGCAGAUUCAGGAAAAAGGAAGAGCGGAGGAAGACACUUUCUUUUGAUCCAGUCUCGGGUCAAAAAGACAACACCUUGGACACUGCACAUUAAAUCAGAAGACACAUCCUACUGGGCUAUGAGAUUGUGGUCUACCUGAGAAAAAAGAGACUCAAGCCUACUUUCCAGAAAUGUACCAUGUAUAACACAAAAUGAAAAACCUUUACACUCACGUGCCACACUAAUUCAACAGGAUGCAUGCUAAUAGAACAAUCCUGCACUAAAUCUUUGUGAUGGCAAUCAGCAUUUCUUUAAAAUAACAGAUGUUGAUUCAGCUGUGCUUUAAUUUUGGACGCUGUGGUUCGUUGUACUAUUGAAUUAUAUUGUCUUACACUAACACAUGUUUGAUUUGACCAGUUUAGUAAACCGAACGUUAGAACUAGCACGAAGGGGAUUUGUUGAAUAUGAAUGAAAAAUAAAUUUGAUCUGCGGUUAA